AUGCCGCUCCUUUCGUACAACGCAUCAGUCAUGGCAACGUACGUGAUGCUGUGCGUGUUCCUGUGUUUAGCUGCGCUUGCAGGAGCCGUACCAGUCGUUUACUUCCCAUUCAACUCUCAGCUCCCACCUGCGACGAGGAUAUCCGAGCCAUUUUCGUACACUCUUUCACCUCAGACGUUUUCUUCCCCGUCUCGACUAUCCUACAGCCUAUUAAACUCGCCGGCAUGGCUAUCGAUCGAUGCCAACACCGGCCGUCUCUCUGGAACGCCCAAGGACAAAGAUGUUCCAGCUGGGGAAGUGGUGGGCAUCCCGGUGGAUAUUGUUGCGACGGACGAUUCUGGGUCUGCGACGAUGACGGCCACUCUGGUGGUGACGAGGAGACCAACACCCAAGCUCAAUAUACCGCUCUCAGAGCAAAUCCAGAGCUUUGGUGAUACAUCAUCGCCGUCUGCCGUCGUGGCGUAUCCCGCGUCCGACUUCUCCUUCACAUUCGCCAAGGAUACGUUCUCCUAUGUUGGGGACGGACUGAACUACUACGCCACUUCAGCGGAUAGCAGCCCCCUACCUUCGUGGAUUAAGUUCGAUGCCGGCAGCCUUACAUUCAGCGGGAAAACGCCUCCUUUCGAGUCUCUCGUCCAGCCGCCCCAGAAAUUCGACUUCAGCCUCGUUGGUUCUGAUAUUGUCGGAUUCUCGGCGGUUUCCGUUGUGUUUUCUAUCGUCGUCGGCGCCCAUAGAUUGACAACAGACACGCCCACCAUCGAGAUCAAUGCAACGCGGGGGACAAAUGUGUCGUACACAGCACUAGCCGGCAGUAUCAAACUGGAUGGGAAUGCCACCACGCCAGCCGACCUGAGCCUCAGCGUAUCCGGACUUCCAAGCUGGCUCUUGGUCAAUAAUAGUACAUUCGAGAUCCAGGGCAACCCCCCUGACGAUGCAAAAUCUUCAAACUCUACGCUCACUAUCCGGGAUGUAUACUCCGAUGCUCUUGACAUUGUCCUGUCGGUAUUCUUCGUGACGCGAAUCUUUCGAGACACCAAUUUGAGCAUCGAAGCGACGCCAGGAAACAACUUCUCACUCGACGUGGAGCCUUUUCUCUGGACACCUUCAGACAUAGAUUUAAGUAUCGAAACCUCGGCAGAUUGGGUCAAUGUCGACGGCUUGGUCAUAUCAGGGAUGCCGCCCAAGACUACGUCCCCAGAGAAUAUUACAGUCCUCGUCAAGGCGACAUCAAAAAGCUCAGAGGAGACUGAGACGGCGACCGCAGACUUGGAGGUCCUACCUUUGCCUGCUACUACCACUACGGAUUCUCCCACAUCCUCUACAAAGCCAACGAAUCCCGCACCUACAAGCGAUCCGCAACAAGGCCUAAAAGCUGGCUACAUCGCCCUUGCGAUCCUACUGCCGCUCCUCUUUCUCGCCAUUCUAGUUCUGCUGAUAAUCUGUUGUCGGAGAAGGAGGCAACAACGAGAAUCGAUCCACGAAAACCUCAAAAAUAGCAUAUCGGAGCCAGUCCCUGGCACUUUCGUUAUGAACGGAGGGACUCAUAGCAGAGAUGGAUCGUCGGUUGGGGAUAUGAAGAAGCCUGAAGACAAUCGGCGCAGCAGGGGGUACUUCAACUCUGCUAUACAAAAGAUGAGACAGUCAAGGACGCUUUCGACCAUUACCGGCUCUCGCAUGUCACAGGCAAACACGAACAACCGCUCAUCAUAUCUCUGGAGGGGAUCAGAAAGAAGCCCAACGCCAAGGUCUCCGUCCGUCACCUCAUCUUGGCUUACAGAGGGCGUCCUGUUCCACCCCCAGCACACGCAGCAGGGAUCGACGAGCACCUACGACGGGCCCAGUGAUGUAUUAUCUGGGUCCUCCGGCUUUCUCCAGGGCCAACGGGACGAUUCUUUCCGGAGCGUGCUGGACGUCACCAUUCCGUCUAUAAAUGCGGAGACGAGCAGUAUCCAAGCAACACCCGACCUGGCUUAUACGAGCCCGUGGGGAGAGCCUUCCAGGUUGACCCUCGACAGGUCUCAGAUGCUACCCGGUGCUUCUGGUUCCGACAGUCUGGCAUCGAUCCCGGAACAGCCAACGCCGUUGGGAUCGAACCCCACGAACGGGAAUAGGUUCUCGCCCUCGCAACGACCACGGAAAGCGUUCCCUGUCAUGAGCGACCUAGGGUCACAAAGCAGUCUCCGCAGCUCUAGGUCGGGAUCUGGGAGGGGUAGGUUCGUGCGGCAGGAUUCACGGCCGGAUUCGCGUCACGGUUCGGUGUCACGGCCCAUCAGCAGGAAAUCCGAUUCGAGUCCCUUCUUCGGCGGCCGGUCGGUCGUCCCGUCGCGCAACAGGUACAUCUUGGAUAGCGACGACUCUGAUUCCCUGGAGUCGGCCAGGGGGACGGAGAACUGGCAAACUAUACCACCGAGAGAUUCGCUCGGCAUCGCCUAUGAGGAGUUGACUCGAAGCUCUCCUUUCAUGAGGCACACACCAUCGCUGUCUCCUCGACCCCUCAGCAUCAUCAAGAAGGACUCGAGCGGGCCGGUGAACAGGGACAGCCGGGUAAGCAAGCAAACACCUCUAUCACGCCAAUCAUCAUCCAGCUCCAACAUCAUGGCAGGACGCUGGAACGGAGACUCUCUUAUGCAGCGACGUGGUUCUGGGAACCGCCCCGGCUAUGCAUCGUCGAGGGCAAGCAGUGAAGUGCUGGGCAAGGGUAAAGGGUUGGCGCAAUACUCGUUGGGACCCGAGUCGGAUGGCUCUGGCUGGGUGACGGAAGCCGGAACAGUGGGGAAUAAGGGUCCUCGGAGUCGGCGGGACAGCAGUAGUGAGGAUUUCCGUGUGUUCAUGUGA
Molecule: messenger RNA, 2835 nt
Organism: Colletotrichum orchidophilum
Lineage: Eukaryota; Fungi; Ascomycota; Sordariomycetes; Glomerellales; Glomerellaceae
Product: polarity establishment/cellular polarization
Exons: 1
Coding region: 1-2835 (944 amino acids)
Cellular component (GO): membrane
Molecular function (GO): calcium ion binding
Source: RefSeq, a predicted model, not a curated record